Molecule: messenger RNA, 813 nt
Organism: Emys orbicularis (European pond turtle)
Lineage: Eukaryota; Metazoa; Chordata; Testudines; Emydidae
Gene: TNFRSF9
Product: TNF receptor superfamily member 9
Exons: 7
Coding region: 1-813 (270 amino acids)
Biological process (GO): regulation of cell population proliferation
Molecular function (GO): signaling receptor activity; protein binding
Source: RefSeq, a predicted model, not a curated record
AUGGGACGCGGCCACUCGCCGCUCGUGACGGCGGCGCUGCUGCUGCUGAGCUUGGGUCCGGCCGCCCUGACGCCCGCGCUCCCCACGCGCUGCCCGCCCGGCAAGUUCCUCAGCUGCGCGGACUGUGGGACGAGCCCAGACGAAGUUUGUCUUGCCUGCCCCAGGGGCACUUUCUCCGCCACGGCCAGUGCCCAGGAGACGUGCACCAGAUGCCGCAGGUGUGAAGGAAAAUUCAAAUAUGAAAGGAAGUGUUCUCCAACAAUGGAUGCAGAAUGUGCAUGUAAAGAUGGGCAUCGCUGUAUUGGAAAAGACUGUUCUAAAUGUGUAGAAAACUGUGGAGUAGGUCAGGAACCUCUUGAAGAAGCUUGCCAGACUUGUCCUAGUGGGACAUUUAACAAUCAGACCAAUGGUCCCUGCAGACAAUGGACAAAAUGCCUUCCAGAUAAGGUCCUGGUGAAUGGGACUAAUAGGAGUGAUGUGGUUUGCGGACAAGCUUCUGAAACUAUGACUCCAUCCACCAUUUCCAUCGUAGUCCCUAUCCCUGUACAAGGGAAGGAUCUUCAGGUGGUCACCGUCGGGAUCGCUGUUACUGUGGCCGUGGUGGUAUGCAUAAUGUUUCUGCUGCCUUUGUAUGUGUGCUUCAGCAUCUGCGACAAAAAGAAACUACCUGCUAUGUUCAAGAAAAUGAAUGUAACACCUGAGCAAUCGACUCAGGAGGAGGAUGCCUGCAGCUGCCGCUUUCCAGAGGAAGAACAAGGAGACUGUGAUGACUGUAGCAAAUCCAAACUAUUCAGAGAUUCCUUGGUGCAUUAG